GAGCUCUCGUCAAGUCACCUUUACAAGACUUGAUCAAGUUAAUAUUUUCGCCAGGCUUUUGCAGAGGCGUGGUCGAUCCAGUUCUGCUACUGGGAACUUCGCCUUGAAUCGGUUCUUACCAGCGGCGACUGAACAGGCAACAUGCAGGCGAGCAUUGAUCUGGGGGACGAGGACGCUUGGGACGAUGGCGCCUUGUUGCGCUCUUGGAACACUGCUGUGGAGGAGUACAAGAAAUACCACAGCAUUGCAGUCCGCGGCGAAAAUGUGGAGGAUGUCUUGAAGCAAGAGGAACUCAAAGGUGAGGGAGGAGUCCUGGAAAGCUCUAAGUCACAAGUAAAAGCAGCCACUGGUGUUGCAGAGGGAGCGAGCAUCACUCCCAUGAACGACAGUGAGGAACUGCCCUUCGAACCAGAGUUCGAUGUAGCAGAGCAGCAAAGCUUUCACGAGACCACAGAGAAAGCUCCCGGUGCUCCUUCUACGAACGCGACUGCUGCCAGUACGGCUACCCCUAUGCCCCCACCAAUGGCUGCUGGUUUUAUGCCUCAGAUGCUGCUUAGCGGGCAAGACGAGGCUAUGAAGAAUCUGAUGAUGUCCUGGUACUACGCUGGCUACUACACCGGACUCUACGAAGGCCAGCAAAAGGCUGCCCAAGAGAUGCAGGAGUCUAAGCCCAAAUGAUGGAGUAGGAAACACCAUCUUCUUGAUUGAUUCACAUACUGGGUGAAAAGCACGGAGUAGGAAGCGUUGAGCUUUCGGCUCGCUCCAACAAGCCCGCCUGGUGGCAUAAUUGAAGUGAACAUAGAAUGAGUUGUACGUAUAGAUUAUUUCUCGCCAUUGACAAUUGCGUGCUAAUCCAACUAGCCAAG
Messenger RNA from Aplosporella prunicola CBS 121167, 866 nucleotides. RefSeq lists its product as uncharacterized. The record is from RefSeq and is a predicted model, not a curated record. NCBI's taxonomy places the organism in Eukaryota, Fungi, Ascomycota, Dothideomycetes, Botryosphaeriales, Aplosporellaceae. The coding region runs from base 142 to 678 and encodes 178 amino acids. The transcript is spliced from 4 exons.